CCCUGUGGACGCGGUGCGUUUCGCCGGCACACACUUAUACGCAAACACACACACACACACACACAUACACAUACUCGCGAUCGCGCGCACGCCGUCCGCCGCGCUGCAGUUUUCGUCCGACCAGCGAUAUACCGUCCGCAAACGCUUACCGGAGCGCACGUGCCGGGCACGACACGACGAAACGCACACAUAAUAUUAGUUAUAUAAUAAUAUUGAUAAUGAUAACGACGGUCGCCGCGCCAUCACACGUAUAAUAACCGCAAUAAUAUUAUUUUUGUCGUUAUAAUAUAUUGUUAUACGCGCGAGAGUAUAUGAUACGAUUAUAGUGAAAUACUAAUAUAAUUCGCGCACACACGCGUAGCUGCACGACGAUUACGACGACGGCGACGACAACGACGACGACGGCCGCAGCGGGUGCAGAUGUGCAGCGCGCGAUGAGCGCGGCCGCCAAAGACAAGACGAUGCCGCAGCGGUCGCCGUUCGCCAUACAAGAGCUUUUGGGGCUCACCGACAGCAACAGGAGCCCCGCGGCCGCCGUGUCGGCCGUCACGCCGCAGUACCCGCAACCGCCGGUGCCGCCGUCGGCGCCCGGGCCGGCCGGUCCGUCUUCGUGCUUUGCCGCCGACCGUGACGCCGGUCGGAUGCACCAUCACGGCCACCAUCACGGCCACCACCACGGCCAUCACCACCACAGCCACCACAGCCAGAUGGUGGCCAGCCGGUUCGCGUACUUCAACGCCCAGGCCGCCGUGGCCGCCGCGUUCCUGCCGCACAACAUGAACUCACUGGCCGCCGCCGUGGGCAUGACCGCCGCCGCGGCCGCCAACAACAACGGCGGAGCGCCGCUCUCGCUCACCUCCAACCACUCGGCCGCCGCCGCCGCCGCCGCAGCAGCCGCCGCAGCCGGAUUUUCACAACUACAAAAGAAUCCAGCGUUCAGUCCCAAUAGCUGCAUGUCAGGAUUAAGUCAUUUAAACCAUCAAGAAUCAGGCAAAGAUUACAGUAAUGAAGCAAUGACAACAUCAUUUGGUUCCAACAAGAAGAAGAAAAAAAGAAGGCACAGGACAAUAUUCACCAGUUACCAAUUAGAAGAAUUAGAAAAGGCUUUCAAAGACGCUCAUUACCCGGAUGUCUAUGCAAGAGAAAUGUUAUCCUUAAAAACAGAUUUGCCUGAAGAUCGAAUACAGGUCUGGUUCCAGAACCGACGAGCCAAGUGGCGAAAGACCGAAAAGUGUUGGGGAAGAAGCACAAUUAUGGCUGAAUAUGGACUUUAUGGUGCUAUGGUCAGACAUUCAUUACCGCUGCCGGAGACUAUCCUGAAAAGUGCAAAGGAGAAUGAAUGUGUCGCGCCCUGGUUGCUCGGCAUGCACCGCAAAUCGAUCGAGGCGGCGGACCAGCUGAAAGACGACAACACCGUGUGUAGCGGUGCCAGUCAAAAGAGCGACAAAGAGGAAGACGACGAGGACGACGAGGACGACGAAGAUGACGACGAGGAGAAUCACCCCUGCAAGAGGCCGGCCAGGACCAGCCCGGAAACGGCGACGGACAUGUCACCGCAGCGGCACCAACAGCAGCAGCAGCAGCAGCAACAACAAGACGCCGCUGUGGCGCAGGACCGGCAGCAACAGCAGCAGCAGCAGCAGCAGCAGCAACAGCAACAGCAACAGCAACAACAACAGUGCGCGGCCAACGCUGAAGCUCACCGGCGGAUCCAGCAAGAGAUACAGUCGCAGAUGGAGCAACAUCACGCGGCCGUCAUGCAGCUGGCCGCCAACCGGGCGCAAGACUCGGAAGAGUUCCGGAACAACAGUAUCGCGUGCCUCAGGGCCAAGGCGCAGGAGCACAGCGCCAAGAUACUCAGCCUGUCGGCGGACGCGCUCAUGUUGGUCAACAACAACGGCGGUGGGUUCCGGAGCCGGAACGCCGCCACCGCGGUGGCCGUGGCCGCGGCAGCCGCGGCGGCCGCCGACGUGGCCAUGGUGUCGGGCGGCGGCCAAGUGCUGGCCGACUGCGACGCGAACGCCAACAACGUGCGAGGCGUGAACCACCAUCAGCAACAGGCGGUCGGCUCCGACAUAAUGGUCACGUCUUCCGACACGUCGUCGUCGCUGUUCUAAUCGCCAACCGCCGUCAUCGCGUGUGCUGCAAAACGCAUUAUAAAUGUAUCAUAUUAUCGUGUUAUCAUUGUGUAAAUAUCAUUAUAUAACAUUAUUAAGUAAAUAUUAUAAUUAAGAGUAGUCGCGUUCUACGCGGAUACGUCAAAGCGCUAUAACGAUUUGUAGGUUGCAGGGCACUCGUUUAUCAGGUGGCCCACCUCCGUAUACCGGACAUCUGGUGCUCACCGACACAGAAUUUUCAAGACGCGUACACGCAAUCGUGCGUAAACAAAUAUACACUAAUGACAUUAUGUGAUCAAAAAUAUUUAUAAAACGUGUCAUCCUUUCGUCUUGGUUUAUGGUGUACACGUUAAUCAUUUACGAUCGAUCAUAUAAUAUUCUUGGCAGUACUUUAUCGCACGAUUAUGUAUAGGUAGGCGUAUCUGAAAUGGGUGGGCUAAACUAUUCCGAUGUCUGAUAAAAAUGAUAUAAAAAACCGUUGUUUUGUUGGUGACCCAAUGGUCUGGGGUUGUGUGCAUUUUUCGCGAUAUUUUCAUUUUUAGCAUACCACUAAUCGCGAUUUAAUAAUAUUGUUAUGACAGCGUUGCGUAUAGCGUAUCCUGACCAGUUUACUUUUCCGUUACCGGCCGAUGAUAAGUAUACGCAUAAUACACAAUAUUUACUGCAAAACGACUCACUUUUAUCAGUUAUUCAUACCUAAAAUUGAACAAGACCCGGUAGAUCGCGUGAUAUUAAUGAAUAAAAAAAAAUCUUUAAUAAACCUUAAAGAAUAUCGGUGGGUCAACUGCUAAACGAAUGCCGUAUAGGUUAUUAUAAGCUCGAAAAAUAUUUAACAAUAAAGUGGGUAUCGGCCAUACUACCUCGUACAAUAACUAUAUUUAUGAUCAUCGUCGCGAUCACGUGAUCAGACGUUGGCCACUAUUUUUGUUUAUAUUUUUAAAUAGUUCUUAAUUUGAUCCUCUGGCCAACUAUCCAAUAAUAUAUUUCGAUUGACCAUCGGCGACGUAGCGAUUGCAGCGAAUUCGUUUCGAAUUGGUGGCACACACACUCGAAAAUAAUAUGAACUGAGGGUAACCGUUGCAUAUUGAACGCUACCGUAACCACCCGCAACGUUUUCAGGUUAAAUACCCCCCCCCCACCAAACACUUACAGACCAACAGUUAUCGAAAGCCCCCCCCCCAUAAUAUUGUGGACGCCAACGCAGUCAAUGAAGUCUUGCCGUAUCAUAUCUUCAGGAACUUGUUCGUCCCGUGUUCACUUCGCUUUUCGGCAUACUCGUCCACAUUAUAGCGUAGUGAUAUUUUUUAAAACAUUUAGUUGAAUUUUUUAUCUCAAAACAACAAUACGAAAAUAAAAUGCGAAAUCGUCCAUUAUUUUACAUUAAUUAAUCUGCUGUUUUGUUUCGAGGUAAAAAAAAAAAUCAAAUGAUGCCCUUUCACGGUAUCCGUUCUCUAAAUAAAUAUAUUGUUGCGAAACCGUGUAAACAUCGCUGUCGCCGUCCCCGAGUGUCCCUUACAGAAUCGACACACACACGUCAAUACAAUUAUUAUCCUCUGCCGCAGUGCCGCGUGCUCGUCGCAUUGUGCUCAGAUAACGAUUGUUGCGUCGCGAUGUGCAAGCCACUGUUAUUGCAAUACGUUUAGUAUAAGAAAGAAUAUAACCUUACGCACGUCGUGCGCGUAUAAACUGUGUGUACGUGAUCCGAUGACUAUUUUUGUUAUUUAUUUUAUUUUUUAUUUUUUCUAUCCGUCGACAUUUCAGUUACCUACACUCUCGUCGUCCGGAGGCGUGUGUUUAUACACAUUUAGCGAGAUACGAUUGGUGGCGGGGUCCAGGGACGAUGGGCUUAUAGCAACAAAAGUCAUAAUAAUGACUUUAUCCUAUAUUACACUACCUGUUUUGAGCAUCUGGAAAUUUUGGGUACGAUCAUCGCAACGAAAUAUUUAUUCACGGAUGAUGAUAUAUAAAAACGAAUACCCUCUCCCAAAUCAAUUGCAAUACACUAUCCGUCACUUAUUAUUUUACGAUGACCUGAGAAAAUCGAUAGGUCGAUUGUGGGCAAUAAACAAUAAGACAAAAAUGUAAAUAUAAUUAUUUAUUUUGAAUCAAUAAUUCAGGUUUAAAAAGUAAAUUUAAUAAACGAGAGUUGAAGCGUUUUACUAUACUUACAAACUACUAUGGGUGACGUGUGCACGCAUGUGUUGUAAGGGAUGGUUUAUCAUAAUAUGAUGGCUAUCUCAUCUUUUCCAAAGAAAGGAUCCCAAAAUACGUCUUUGCCCGGUCGAACUACGGAUUCUCGCAUAUUAUAACAAAAUAUUAUUAGUUGAAAUGGUCGUCAGAUUUAUUUCAGGUUUUGAAAAUUAUUGAUUUUUUACGAAUACCCGAUAAUCGGUUUAUAUUAGUUAAAACCAUGUAAAUAUAUAAUAAUAAAAUAGUAUUCAUCGACGUGUUUGUUCGCUAAUAUCGUCAUUAUUAUUUAAAUACAUUGAAUAAUACGAUUAUUUUUUGUUUAUAUCUAUUAUAUUACUAGGUAUAAUAUUUAAUUAUAAUAUUGAUCUAAAUUGUGUAGCGAUAACUCAUGUACAUACGCGCAGUCUAUAAUAUUUGUAUACAUUUGUAAAGAUAAUUUAUCGUGUGUUGUUAUUUAAAAUUUAUAUUUAUUAUACCCAUACGUACGUGCAAUAAUUCGUAAUUUUUGUUUUUUUUUUUUUUACAUUUUCUUGUAUAAAUCAAUUUUUCUUAGCUCGAAAAACUACAUUUUAUUGCGCAUUUUAGACAGUAAGAAUAUUAUCUUAAUUAUGCUUGUUAAAACACCCAACCCCGUUCGUCCUUUUUCUCAUAUACCCAUAGUGAAUACUAACUGCAAUAGCAUAAUAUUAUUGUAAUUUUCUAUUUCGUUUUGAUUUUUGUCCUUUUUUUUUUUUUUUGUGAUCUCAUGUGUACUUUCAUAUUCAUUUUUAGUGCCGUCUAUUAUAGGAGAAUGUUUUACGGUGAAAAAAAAAUUGUAAUAUGUUUAAUAUAUUCUGAAUAGGACAUUUUAUGUUUAAAGCUAUAAUACUACAUUUUAGAUUUAUAUUAUAUUGAUGCUAAACUACUGACAUAAA
Rhopalosiphum maidis (corn leaf aphid) is the source of this 5221-nucleotide messenger RNA. RefSeq names its product diencephalon/mesencephalon homeobox protein 1-A-like. The coding region runs from base 435 to 2117 and encodes 560 amino acids. Gene Ontology annotation, molecular function: DNA-binding transcription factor activity, RNA polymerase II-specific; sequence-specific double-stranded DNA binding. Gene Ontology annotation, cellular component: nucleus. Gene Ontology annotation, biological process: regulation of transcription by RNA polymerase II. The record is from RefSeq and is a predicted model, not a curated record. The transcript is spliced from 6 exons. Lineage: Eukaryota; Metazoa; Arthropoda; Insecta; Hemiptera; Aphididae.